AUGUCCACCCACCGCCUUGUGAUAGUUCGGCACGGUGAGAGCACCUGGAACCAGGAGAACCGCUUCUGCGGCUGGUUCGAUGCGGAGCUGAGCGAGAAGGGGGCUGAAGAGGCCAAGAGGGGGGCCCAUGCCAUCAAGGAUGCGAAGAUGGAAUUUGACAUCUGCUACACAUCAGUGCUGAAGCGGGCCAUACGCACCCUUUGGACCAUCCUGGACGGAACGGACCAGAUGUGGCUGCCCGUGGUGCGCACCUGGCGCCUCAAUGAGCGGCACUAUGGGGGUCUCACGGGCCUCAACAAGGCGGAGACGGCUGCCAAGCAUGGGGAGGAGCAGGUGAAGAUCUGGAGGCGCUCCUUUGACAUCCCGCCACCCCCCAUGGAUGAGAAGCACCCCUACUACACCUCCAUCAGCAAGGUGAGUUGCUGGGGGUGGGAAGGUGAAGGGAAGGCCUGGGGACUGGGGCCUCAGGGACAGGAGCCCAGGCUGGGGCGGGGGGAUGGCUGCCUUGGGAGUGAACAGCAGCACGGAUGCCCCCAGGAGCGUCGGUAUGCAGGCCUGAAGCCCGGGGAACUGCCCACGUGUGAGAGCCUCAAGGACACCAUCGCCAGGGCCCUGCCCUUCUGGAAUGAUGAGAUCGCCCCCCAGAUCAAGGCUGGCAAGAGAGUGCUCAUCGCAGCCCAUGGGAACAGCCUGCGGGGCAUCGUCAAGCAUCUGGAAGGGAUGUCGGACCAGGCCAUCAUGGAGCUGAACCUGCCCACGGGGAUCCCCAUCGUGUACGAGCUGGACCAGGCGCUGAAGCCCACCAAGCCCAUGCAGUUCCUGGGUGACGAGGAGACCGUGCGCAAGGCCAUGGAGGCUGUGGCUGCACAGGGCAAGGCCAAGUGAAGGGUUGGGCUCUGGCAAUAAAGGCACCUCCUCCCA
Molecule: messenger RNA, 921 nt
Organism: Hippopotamus amphibius kiboko
Lineage: Eukaryota; Metazoa; Chordata; Mammalia; Artiodactyla; Hippopotamidae
Gene: PGAM2
Product: phosphoglycerate mutase 2
Exons: 2
Coding region: 1-885 (294 amino acids)
Biological process (GO): glycolytic process
Molecular function (GO): intramolecular phosphotransferase activity
Source: RefSeq, a predicted model, not a curated record